Molecule: messenger RNA, 1695 nt
Organism: Vespula pensylvanica (western yellowjacket)
Lineage: Eukaryota; Metazoa; Arthropoda; Insecta; Hymenoptera; Vespidae
Product: putative peptidyl-prolyl cis-trans isomerase dodo
Exons: 4
Coding region: 94-504 (136 amino acids)
Cellular component (GO): cytosol; nucleus
Molecular function (GO): protein binding; peptidyl-prolyl cis-trans isomerase activity
Source: RefSeq, a predicted model, not a curated record
AAUACCUAUGUAUACUUUAGGAACGCGUUUAUGUUUGACGUGAAGUCGUGUAGAGAAGAAAUAAUCUCGCAAGUCAACUAAAUUUCAAUAACCAUGGCGGACGAGGAGCUUCCAGCGGGCUGGGAAAAACGUCUCAGUAGAUCUACUGGUCAACAUUAUUAUUUAAAUAUUUAUACUAAACAAAGUCAAUGGGAUAGACCAGACAAACCAGCAGAUCCUUCUGGUAAUGGUAAUGGGGAUGGUUCAGAGGAAGUCCAGUGUUCACAUCUUUUGGUAAAACAUUCAGGGUCUAGACGGCCAUCUUCUUGGCGAGAAGAAAAUAUAACAAGGUCAAAGGAGGAAGCUUUAGAAUUAAUAAAGUCUUACAGAGAACAAAUUGCGUCUGGAAAAGCAACAUUUGCUGAACUCGCUUCAAAGUAUAGUGAUUGCAGUUCAGCUAAACGAGGAGGGGAUUUGGGACCAUUUAGUAGAGUGAUUACGCCGAGCACGGAAUCAUCAUUUUAGCAACGCUUCGAUGAGAAAGUCAUAUAAGUUCAAGAACUUUUUUUAUUGAUCCAGGGAAACUAUUUUUCAUUAGGUCAUGCAUUAACAAACUGUAACAAUUAAGACGCUUUUUAAAUUUUAUAUAGUCAUCAGUUCGUAUACCUAAGUUUCGCAUGUACGAUAUGUUGGACGCAAGUCUCUUUUGUGACCUUGUAAAAACCAUUGUAAAGGGUCAUUAGCGAUCAGCCGUUGCGCAAGUUCCAGUUUUUCAUUUGGUCGACCCUGGCGUUUAGUUUCCAUAAAUUGGUCACGAUAUCUAAACUCGAUCAAUUUCGAGACACGCGAUAGUUGAAACAAUUUGAUGAGCGACGAUUUUGUUCCUCGAUUAUGAUGAAGAUAACGAUGGUCCACGCUUCAUUUAUUUUAGUUUUCUAACGAAAUUCUUGGAAAAUAAUUUCAUUUUUCUCUCACUAACACUUAUUAAGGAAUUAACAAAUUAACAUCAAUGCUUUAUGGUUUUCAUUUCACGAAGCCUGUGACGCAGCGACCGUGUGAAACGAACACCAUUUAUUCAUGAUAGUUGAAUUAAAAGGAGGAAAUGCGUCAAGUUUUCUCAACGAGUUAGCUUUCAUUCGGUUCUUUUUAAUUAUCGUUCUCUUUACGAUGAUGUACAAACAAACUUUUCGUCGCACGCUUCGUAAUUUUAAUUUCUUGUGAAAAAAUGUAACUUUUAGAUAAGAUAAGAGUGUUUUGCCAGGGUCGUGCCUUACAUUACAAUUUAAAAAAAAAAUGUUCUACAAAUUAUUCAUGUGCUUUUUACAGACGUUUUGCUCACGUAUACAUAGAAGUAAGUCUUUCACGUAAUGCAACACGAAUUUGUAUUAUAAAAGUUUGCUCAUAUAGCAAACCAAGGUCGCAUUUUACACAGAUUUAAUUCAACGUUGUAAAUCAGGGAAGGCUAUUUCUAUUAGCGAUGAACGAUUAGGGAUUAUUAGCAAGUAAAGAUCUAAAUGAAAAGAUAUACGUAUAUGAAGCGUGAAAAAUUAUUGAAUCAAUAGAAUAUUUUUAUCAAUUAUUGAUAACUCAUAUUGAAAUGUAUUGUUGAAUUUUGUUGACUAUGUAACAUUUCGUGGAAUUCUAUCUUGACUCGUUGAUGCCUGUUCAUGUAGAUCAGAGUACUGAAGAAAGCAAAGUAUCUACGUCAAUGCAUAA